AUGCCACGCCUGUCUGUCGCCGACGCGCUAGCCAUCCACCACGCCAUCCACAGCACCGCGGACACAGUAAUCCUCGCCGACGGCACCGUCUGCCGCAUCAUCGUCUCCGCGAACCGCUGCCGCCGGUGCGACCUUCCGCUUGGGAUGUUCAGCAGCAACGCCAAGCUCAUGGCGCAAAAUAUGGACAAGGACAGUGCCGCGGCCAAGCGCGCCCGCCAGGGCGCCCAGAUUACACACAUCAUCCCGCUUGGCGCCAACGGGCAGCACGGGACGUACAACUGGGGGAUGAUCGAAGACGGGAGAAUCGCCAAAAAAUGCUUUGUGCUCGAGGACCCGACUCGGCCGCCCCAGGACCCCGCGCGCACGCCUCACGGCCACUUGCGCGCAGCUUGCACCUACCUCGACUGCCCGUACAACGAGCGGACAGAGGCCAAGCGGACUGGGGGCCCUCUGGGACGCCGAGGGGGAGGGCAGCCCAAAAGGCGAUACUUCACCGCCCCCGCUUUUGGCCGCAAAGCUUGGCGGAAGACCCUACCUGACCCCGGCCCUAGUUACUCCCCUUCCCGG
Molecule: messenger RNA, 567 nt
Organism: Emiliania huxleyi CCMP1516
Lineage: Eukaryota; Haptophyta; Isochrysidales; Noelaerhabdaceae
Exons: 1
Source: RefSeq, a predicted model, not a curated record